Messenger RNA from Endocarpon pusillum Z07020, 726 nucleotides. RefSeq lists its product as uncharacterized. The record is from RefSeq and is a predicted model, not a curated record. The transcript has a single exon. NCBI's taxonomy places the organism in Eukaryota, Fungi, Ascomycota, Eurotiomycetes, Verrucariales, Verrucariaceae. Bases 1 to 726 code for a protein of 241 amino acids.
AUGGCCCCAGUAGGGCUACCCGGCAUCACUACAGAUGAACAGCUCCGUCAGGUGUCUCGAUCAAUCUCGAGAAGCUUCACAUCGUUACCCACCACAGUACAGGAACGUGGUAUACCUGAAGAUAUUUACGCAGCCAUACAUAAGAACACACCUCUCUUACCUCGAGCGAUACAACAUAUCUCAGACUUGCUCUCUCGAUCAACAGCACCAAUCACCGCUUCUAUUUCUCUUUCGAAACGACAGGCUCAAAUACUUGCCAUACCGACCACGUACGCGGGCUUGAAUGAUGGACCCGCGCCCGGCGCAGUUGCCGGAAUUGUCAUCGGAGCAGUGGGUGGCUUCCUUCUCGUUCUCUGGCUGCUCUAUACAUGCUUCAACAUGAAUGGCGGCGGUGGCGGCACCGAGGUGGUCGAGGAAGAGAUCAUUCGCCGCCGGUCAAGAAGUCCGAGGCGAAGUCGAAGUCACAGCGAGACCAUCGAGAUAACAAAGUCGCGAAGUCCUCCGCCGCGUCGGGAGAGAAUUGUGGUGGAGGAGACUCGACGGGUGAGCAGGCCGCCUGAACCGGAACCCGAAGAUCCUAUUGACGACAUUGUCGAAGUGAUUGAGGAACAUAGUGUUAGUACACCUCCACAGUCAAGAAGGCCGAGCAAGCGACAUAGUGGAUUCAGAACCGUCGAUCCUGCUGAAUUUGGUGGAGGAGGAAGGCCGAUGCGGAAGGUCAGGUGA